GGGUAGAAAAUCUCUUAGAGGAGUUACGGAUGGUAAGAAAUGAAGUUUCUGCUUUGCGAGCCAAGGCAGCAGAAUACAAAGCAUCAACCGUUGCGAGCAAGGCAUUCCCAGUGGGCAGUUCAAAAAAGAUCAUGAUAUUAGUUGAGUGCAUGGAUGAUAUUGACGCUGAUUCACUGAAAAGUGCGGCUGAAUAUCUGGUGGAUGUACUACAAGACCCAGCAGCUGUGGUAUUGGGUUCAUGUCCAGGUGAAGGGAAGGUUAGUUUGGUUGCCGCAUUCACUCCUGGAGUCGUGGAUUUAGGAGUACAGGCAGGGAAGUUCAUAGGACCUAUAGCUAAGUUGUGUGGUGGGGGAGGGGGUGGCAGGCCCAAUUUUGCUCAGGCAGGCGGGAGGAAACCUGAGAAUUUGUCAAGUGCCCUAGACAAAGCCCAAUCAGAGCUUGUCUCAAUCCUGACUGAGAAGGCAAGCUGACAUCUACGCUUAUUUGAUUGAAUUUCCCUGUGGAAAGUUUACACAAGCACAACUUUUGCUCCUCAAGGCCGCUGUGCAAUUCUUUGUUUACAACUGCUAAGGUUGUGCGUAUUUGCAUCUUUUCCUCACACAGAAAUGGCUGUAGAUUGUGACAAUACCCUUGGAGUAGGGGAAAGAAAGAUACACUAUAGCCUGUAUAGAUAUGCUUCAUUGGCUCCAAACA
Messenger RNA from Juglans regia (Persian walnut), 693 nucleotides. Its product is annotated as alanine--tRNA ligase, chloroplastic/mitochondrial-like. Gene Ontology annotation, molecular function: ATP binding; amino acid binding; alanine-tRNA ligase activity. The transcript is spliced from 2 exons. The record is from RefSeq and is a predicted model, not a curated record. Gene Ontology annotation, cellular component: cytosol. The coding region runs from base 30 to 470 and encodes 146 amino acids. Gene Ontology annotation, biological process: tRNA modification; alanyl-tRNA aminoacylation. Lineage: Eukaryota; Viridiplantae; Streptophyta; Magnoliopsida; Fagales; Juglandaceae.